Messenger RNA from Penicillium waksmanii, 858 nucleotides. Its product is annotated as alpha/beta hydrolase. The record is from RefSeq and is a predicted model, not a curated record. NCBI's taxonomy places the organism in Eukaryota, Fungi, Ascomycota, Eurotiomycetes, Eurotiales, Aspergillaceae. The coding region runs from base 1 to 858 and encodes 285 amino acids. The transcript has a single exon. Gene Ontology annotation, cellular component: cytoplasm; nucleus.
AUGGCACCCAACCCAUCCAGCUCAGCGCGGCAACCACUCAAGCUCCUCAUGCUGCACGGCUACACACAAUCCGGCUCCCUCUUCCACGCCAAAAGCCGCGCCUUAACAAAACAUAUCCAAAAAGCCCUACCCCUACAUGAAGUGAUCGCCAGCUAUCCAACCGCCCCGCUCCGUCUCCGACCCAGUGAUAUCCCAGGCUACGAGCCCUCCGACACCGGCAUCCCAGACGACGACAUCGAGGCAUAUGGCUGGUGGCGGCGCUCAAACAGCGCCAACCCACCCCUCUACACCGGCAUUGAGGAAGGCCUGAGUGCCGUCGCAAAGGUCCUCACCGACGAAGGGCCCUUCGAUGGCGUAAUCGGGUUCUCGCAGGGUGCCGCGCUGGCGGGCAUGGUGGCCGGCCUACUUGAACCCGGGCGGAAAGAAGCCUUUGCGCAAUUCGCGAAGGAUGACUCGGAGGGUGCGGCGGGUAUGUCUUUCCCCAGUGCCUUUGAUGAGGCAACUGGGUUUAGACACCCGCCGUUGAAGUUUGCGCUUUGUUAUAGUGGGUUUCGGGCUCCUGGGCCGCGGUAUCGUGGCUUUUAUGAUAAUCCGCCUAUCCAGACGCCUGUUUUGCAUGUUCUGGGCUCGUUGGAUGCGGUUGUUGAUGAGGAGAGGAGUCGCGCUUUGAUUGAUGCUUGUCGGGGUCAGCCGGAGAAGGAGGGGCUUGUUAUUUGGCAUCCUGGUGGUCACUUUUUGCCCAGUCAGCGGCCUUAUCUGGAUGCUGCUGUUCGUUUUAUUCGGGAGCAAUUGGAGAAAGGUGCUGCCGGGGAUAAGGAGGAAGAGGAAGAUGUGAAUGAUAUGGAUAUGCCGUUUUAG